Messenger RNA from Cornus florida, 1503 nucleotides. Its product is annotated as stemmadenine O-acetyltransferase-like. The transcript has a single exon. The record is from RefSeq and is a predicted model, not a curated record. The coding region runs from base 90 to 1418 and encodes 442 amino acids. NCBI's taxonomy places the organism in Eukaryota, Viridiplantae, Streptophyta, Magnoliopsida, Cornales, Cornaceae.
CACACACACUUGCAAAAUAACACAAACACAGUGCGUCACAGUUUUUACACACAGUACUGUUUGAAUGCAUAAACCUUCUAAGAAGAGAAAUGAAGGUUGAAGUUGAAUUUAUUUCCCGCGAAACAAUCAAACCAUCUGCUCCAACUCCUCACCACCUCCAAAACUACCAGCUCUCCUUCCUUGAUCAAAUAUCCCCUCCAGUCUACAUGCCUAUGAUCCUCUUCUUUUCAGCUGACUCCACCACCAAACUGACCAACACCGAAAAAUCCGACCGCCUUAAGAUCUCCCUAUCGGAGACCUUAACUCGCUUCUACCCACUGGCCGGACGACUCAUUGACAACACCUCCAUAGCCUGCAACGACGAGGGAGUCCUCUACACCGAAGCCCGGGCCAAGUGCGGACUCUCACAAGUGGUCACUGACCCAAACCCUAAUGAAUACAACAAAUUUCUUCCCCAUGAACUGGACAAAGUGGAUGACACGUUGUUGGCCAUUCAAGUCACUUACUUCAACUGCGGUGGAAUAGCCGUCGGCACAUGCUUUUCGCAUAAAAUCGCGGAUGGCUUGUCCAUUGUCAUGUUCAUCACUAGCUGGGCGGCAACUUCUCGUGCGGAAACCAAUAUUCCAUGUCCAACAUUUGAUGGAGCCAAGUUCUUCCCACCUCGAAACCUGUCCGGGUUUCAACCACAGACAGGGAUGACCAAGGACAAGAUUGUGACAAAGAGGUUUGUUUUUAGCAACCCUGUCGUGGCUGCUCUCAGAGAUAAGUACACUGAGAGCUCCGACACAGAAAACCCGAUACGUCCAACACGUGUUGAGGCGUUAUCGGUGUUUAUCUGGAGCUGUUUUGUUGCUUCCACAAGAGCAUCAUCAGGACAUGAUGAGAGGCUCUACACAGUGCUUCAUGCGGUGAACCUCCGUACAAGGAUGGACCCGCCACUGCCGGAAUAUUCUUUCGGGAAUCUGUACCGGAUAGCAAUAGCCACGCCGUCCAUGGAAGCCGGGGAUAAGUGUCGAGGCCUUGUGAGGCAGAUGAAGAGCACCGUAAAGAGUAUUGACGGAGAGUUUGUAGAGAAACUCCGGGGAGGUGAGGAACACUUGAAUUUCAUCAAAGAGAGAGCAGAGAAGUUCAUGAAGGGAGAGGUGGUUUCGUUUAGGUUUACAAGUUUGUGCAGGUUGCCUUUGUAUGAAGUUGAGUUUGGGUGGGGGAAGCCGGUGCAGGUGGGUUCCACAAGGUUGACAUUCAAAAAUCUGGUGACUUUCAUGGACACCAGAGAAGGGGAUGGUAUAGAAGCAUGGAUAAAUUUGGAGGAGAAAGACAUGGCUAAGUUUGAAGUUAACAAGGAGUUGCUUGCAUAUGUUUCAUUCUCAAAGAAGAGGUCCAGAGUUCCAGAAGCAUGCGCAUGUGUGAUUACUUAACCUUCCAAAUAUAUAUAUGUAUGUAUUGCCCGAAGAAGUAGCUUCAAGUGUAAAAGUAAGUUUGCUUGUUUGAGUGUUUGUCAGU